AUGACAACUGCUUCAAUCGACCAGAUGGGGUACUCGACUCCUUCGGAGACUGAUUAUCGAUACGCGAAAAUGCGUGAAGCUACGGAACUUCGGAAACUCGCUGUUCAGCAGAAGAAAUUGGAAAAGAAGGGAAAAGGAUGCGCCGUUUCAGUGAAAACCAACGAGAACGCCAUGAAGGUCAAAGCGGCGAUAGCUAGGUGCUUGGAAUCUGAUGAGAAGAAGGAGAACCUUCCUGGCCCCCGUGCUGAAAAGAAGCCAAUGGACAGCCCGACACCAAAUCUCAUGAAUCUGAAAGACUCGACUCCCUUCGAGUUGAAUCAGGAGCAAUGUGAUAACAUUGCUAUAGGUGUCUCUACUAUUGAAGAAGAUGAGGAGACAAAGCAUUUCAUUGUUUCCCAAUGGAAUAUUCGUGGUGGACACGGUAUAAUGCCAUCGGGGACUGGAGAAGACACUAUGGUUUAUAUCAAAAAAGUCACCGACCGCCCAUUCCCUACCGUUGAAGAGUUCCAGAACAGGAAAUCACAGCUGGCGGAGGAAAUGUUGGAUGUUUACAUCAGAACUUGCAUCGGAAUGGUUUCGCCUCUUUCAAGAGGAGAAGGAGGAAUUCGUGCUGUCAGAGUGAGUGUCUUCGAGAGAAUUUGUGAGAAUUCUUUCGAUGAGAUGUGGAGAAAUUCUGGACAACCGAGACUCGAUAAGAUACUCAAUGAGGAAUUUGAUGUCAUCCGGAGACAACUGCUUCAAGAGUGUCAAGCACUUGUUUUUGCAAGCGGGAAGGAUAGAGUUAUCACUAUGGGGAGACUGGAGGAAAUGGUGAAUAGCCACAAAACUUCUGAGACAGAGAAGAUCACAUCUACCUCUUCAACACUUUCCAAGGAAUCCAAUGCAUGCAAAAAGUGUUUCCGUUCAAGUGAGAGAUGCAAUGAAGCUAAACUAGAGGUGAAACUGGCGAAGAAUAAAGCGGAGAAGUAUGAGAAAAAGGCGAAGAGGACUGAUGAAUUGGAAAGAAAAGUGAAGGAGAUGGAGAAGGAGAUGAAACAAAUGAGACAGCAAGUAUUCAGGAAAAAUGAGCAACACCGACUUGGUGCUCCCCCGGCCCCAGUAGUCACUGACUGGAGACAGAAGCUUCUGGAAUUUCAGCAAAUCAAGGAUGACUUCAGCAAGGAUAGACGGUUGGAAGAAGCGAGGAAUAUGGUUGAGAGAUUGAUCUCCAAUUCUGAUUGUGCUGAAACGGAGGAUCUCGCAAGGUAUGAGCUCACCCAACUGGAAGUGUCUACUCGUAUUCUGAUGGAAGCUCUGGAAUUGAAUAUUCAGAAAAUUGAGAGAACCCAUGACUGCUCGGAUCUCCUCCCACUCUGGGAACUCCCCACCUUAUCCCAGCAAUUUCUGGAGAAAUAUCGACUUGAGAUGGAAAAGAAGCCGUUGGAGAUAUCAGAAGACACUCACUGUUUCAUUUGUUUCGAGAGAAAGAGAGAAAGACAUCGGAUUCUGAGAUGCGGGGGAUGA
Caenorhabditis remanei is the source of this 1503-nucleotide messenger RNA. RefSeq lists its product as uncharacterized. The transcript has 5 exons. The coding region runs from base 1 to 1503 and encodes 500 amino acids. Lineage: Eukaryota; Metazoa; Nematoda; Chromadorea; Rhabditida; Rhabditidae. The record is from RefSeq and is a predicted model, not a curated record.